This is a messenger RNA of Acanthopagrus latus (yellowfin seabream), 3351 nucleotides long. RefSeq names its product AKT1 substrate 1 (proline-rich) (gene akt1s1). Gene Ontology annotation, cellular component: cytoplasm. Gene Ontology annotation, biological process: negative regulation of protein kinase activity; neurotrophin TRK receptor signaling pathway; negative regulation of TOR signaling. The transcript is spliced from 6 exons. Lineage: Eukaryota; Metazoa; Chordata; Actinopteri; Spariformes; Sparidae. The record is from RefSeq and is a predicted model, not a curated record. Bases 503 to 1555 code for a protein of 350 amino acids.
AAGCCAUUAAUAAUCCUUGCUGGCUUGGUGCUGGUGUAGAGCCUAGCAAGGGGAGAGAACCCGCAGGAGAAGGCUGAAAACGAGUGACAAAAAGAAGCAAAGCACACGGUUGACAAACAUCUUGAAACGUGGAAGAAAGAAACUGAACAGGUAUCACCAGCAACUUGACAACAUCUCUUCUCUCCCCUGGCUCUCCAGUGUGUAAGGUCACCACCCUAUAUAUCAUAUCUUAAAGUCACCCAGUGCCUCUCUGCCCGACAGAUCAUUAUUCUCCCCCUCCGCAUCCUCACCAGUGCAAAAACCAACCGUACACCAGCAGGACAGAAGGAACACAAGUGAAGAGAACAUUUUGAGCAAAGUCAGAUGAACCUCAGCUACCAAAGUUACCUGUCGAUACUGUAUUAAGUUUGGUGCCCCACCCCACUCCCUUCCCAUCAAUCAUCAGCAUUAUUUCAUCAAGUCAGUUCGCUUAAGAAAGCUGCAAACAGUCCUCAGCACCAUUAUGGCCUCCAUCAAGCAGACAUCCGAGCCCGAGAUCCCAGACAACCACAAAGAGAGCUGGCUGGCGCUGCUUUCUGCUGCGGAAACGUACUGCCAAAAGUCUGGCUGUGACCUGGCCAUACUUACAGCCUGUAAGAAGUUCCGGCUGUCAGCUGGAGACGGAGAUGGGAGGAGGAAACGGGAGAGCAGCAGUGCCUUUCCUAAGGAGUGUGAUUUCUCCUAUAAUGUAUGGGGUCAGGGGUUCCUGGCCGAGUCGGCGCGCCGCUACAUGGAGGACAUCGGCGUGCUGCACUCCACCACCAUGCUAACAGCCCAAAAGCACACACGCCACUCAGGGGGGGAGGGAGGAACAAAGCUGGUGGUUGACCUGACCUCGGACCCGGGACACAGGGGGGGCUUUACAGGAGACGGCGGCGUAGGUGGGGUCAGCCCCAACGGCAGGCUGUAUUCCCAAAGCUACCCGUCCAUCUACAGCUCAGGAGCUGUGACCGGGCAAGGGGACGGGCAGAACGGCAACGGAGAGAGGGAACGGGAGAAGAAUGCGCUGGAGGCCGAGCGGGAGAGACAGAGGUCUGCGAUUGAGGAUUUGGAAGAGGAAUGUGAGGACGAGGAAGAGGAGGAAGACAUGGAUGAGAGGAGACCAUAUGGGAACGAAAGUGCUGGUGUCUUCUCCAUGGAUGAGGACUCUCUGUCCCGGGACUGUGAGCCGUUCUUCGAGUCCGACGGGGAGGAGGAGAGCACUGAUGGCUCUCUGAGCGAGGAUGCUCCUCCGCCGUCUCGUGGCAUGGCGAUGGGUCACUCUGCGUCCCGUCACGCUCACCCAAUGGCUCUGGCCCGCUCGCUGCCUGUGUCUGUGCCUGUGUGGGGCUGUAAAGGAAACAGAUCCGCUCAAGGAGACAACAGCAGUGGAGAACGGGUGGGCUGUGCCGACUUGGAGCACAUCGCCGCUAGCAUGAAGGCCCUCCUGGCCCCCGGAGCCACCGAUGGGACAGAAAUGUUUGGGGCCCUGCCUCGGCCCCGUCUCAACACAGGGGACUUCUCCCUCAAGCACUGAGGGAGAGAGAGAGUGGAUGGCGCAAGUGGAUAGAAAGAGAAAGGGAUAGAGGGAGAGAAUCGGAGAGAUGAUGGAAGUGUGUCGAGAAGUUGCGACGACGGGAGGAGAGCUGGAUUUGUCUGGCAGAUGUGGCAUACAGUAUGUGAAACAGUGUAAAAGCUAGUUUACCUCCAAUUAUUUCUCACUAACCAAAAUUAACGGCACAUGCUUUGAGGAGUAACUGACGGAAAGAAAUGUUGUUAUGAAUACUAAUGACAUUUUCAACACUAUGCCCCCCCUCCCUGCCUCCUCAUCACUACACAUUUCACAACACUAGCUACUACACAUGCCACCACACUACAUCAGGACCUCAAGAUGAGUGUGUAGUGACCCACUGCACUGACCAACAAGGACACUAAAAAAGGGUGUAUAGUGGUUUCACUGGCACGGCCAAUUGUUAAUUGUUCGGAACCUUGUGUGCGAAUUGGUUAAAUUACCUAUAAAGUGAUGAGAACUCGGGGGAACAGCCACCUGUAACGGGUUGAUCAUUGGCUCUGGUGUUGCAUGCUACUACUAGCAGACAUUAGCAUAAUAUGUAGCUCUGAAGCUAAAUGUUAUGCUAUCUUAAAAAACUAAAAUUGUAUGACAAAGUGGUCACUCCUAUGAAACAUGAUUUGAAAUUAGCUUAGUUUAAACAUUUCUUUCUGAGGAUUAAAUUAGAAAAAGUGAUAUUCCCAUGUCUGUGUUUGGAGCGAGGUUUGGUAAAUGAUUAGCUUAGUUUAGCUCUUGACUGGAAGCUGAGGGAAACGGCUAGUCUCAACUCCGAAGCUAAACAACUUCACCUUCCCAUUUAAGUUCGCCCACAACUGAAGGAGAUGUGGAUAUGUUUCAAAACGUGAAAAACAGAAAUAAACCAAAAAUUAAAAAUAGCAAGUUUUGGUUUUACAGGAAGUUAAAUCUUAGAAUUGUUUCUUGACAACAACAGUUCAUUCAUCCACUCAGAACAAGAACAAGUUAUCCCCCCUGUUAUUCUGACUUUGGAGGGCUAUCCUUCACAACAUUGAAAUCCUCUAAAUUUGCCAAGUUCCAUACUUGGAGCAACUUAAUGAGGUAAAAAGGUACGAACUAGUACAUUUUUAAUUAAAUUGAAUUGAUUGUAUUGGUGUUACCAUUGGAUUCCCUUUAGAUGUAACUAUCAGCGAUGGUAUUUUUGCUGUCAUAUUGCCAACGGUUUAUUGACAAUUCUGCUCAUGAAGAGUGAGAUAUCUUCGCUCACGCCAUUUCAUGUAGCUCCGAUUUGGUAUUACAGGAAGGACACUGAUGUGGCCCCGUAUUCCAAUUUGAUUUCUUGAAAUUACAGUUUAUGUAAUGUAGAAAUUAUGCUAGUCCCUGCUAACCUCAUUCUGCAAACAAGAAGACCCCAGGAGGCUCCUCAGUGUUGUUUGCUAAGAAAAAAUACUCACAAAUAGCUGUUUUUACAUUUCCAUAUGUGCACUAGUUAAUUAGUGAGCUAUAAACAUGUUGGCAGGGCAUAUUUUAUGAACUUCAGAUGGAGCUCGUCUAAAAUGUUUUCCCUGCUUCCAGUCUUUAAGCUAAGUUAAGCUAAACUAUGCUAACCACUUCCUAGCUACCUGCUGUUGUUUAGCACAUUUAAUGGUAAGGUUUUAGCCAGAUGCACGGAGCCAGUGAUCUCCCUGAACCACGGGGGUGUUUUCCAUGCGUGAUCCUGUUGUUCAUGGGUAAGUCAACCAACAGGCCGGUUGUUGUCACCGCCCCCAUUUAAAAAAAAAAAAAAAAAAAGAAAAGACAAUAGCAAA